AUGGCCUCCUACUACGGCCUAGGAAUAAGAGCAGUCGCCGACUCGCCGACCGUCGUUAAAGAGCUCGAGGCCCAAGACGACGCGACGAAGCUCACGCUCUUCGGCUGCGGGCUUAGAAGUCUGCGCGGCCUGCCUCCGCUCCGACAGCUGACGGAGCUCGUCCUCGCGGCGAACGAGCUCGGCCCAUCAUUAGACGCGUUGUUUCCGGCGCUCGCCGUUUGUGGUCUCCUGACGAAGCUGGACCUCAGUCAAAAUGCGCUCGAAACUCUCGUCACAUCACAUAAACUCCCGUCCCUGGAUGUCCUGGACUGCUCCGCCAACAAGCUACGAUCUCUGGACGGCCUGGCCACCUUCGCGCCGUCCCUCAAAACAUGCAAAACACAAGACAACCUGGAACCGCUCGAGUGGCAAAAUGAUGACGACGUGGACGCGUUGGUAGAAAGGGCCCUCCGCACGUCGGUGGAGGUCCCGCGACCUUCGGAAAGGCGGAAAAUGGCGGCGAUGGCGUCGGCCACGACGGUCCAAUUCGAGGAAGCGAGACGGCAAAGACUGCGCGCCGACGCGGUCGAGAAGGAGAACGCCAUGCUCGACGAGGCGUUGGUGGCGGCGCAUGCCAGAGUUGAGGAGCUCGAGGAGCGGCUGAAGAGUUGCCAGCAGCAGGUUUCUUCCGCGGAGCGCAAGGCUACGCGUUCCCUGAGGCGGGCCGAGGCCGAGGCGCAAGAUGUGUUACGUAAAGCGGCGGCGCGGCGCGUCGUGGGCGCGCUGCGACGAUAUGAAGACGGCGCUUCCAUGAAAUCGGUGCGCGACGUCUUUGUCUACUGGCGGCGCGGUACGCAUGCGGUUACCUCGCAGAGUAUGGAAGCCAAGCACGCCGCGGCCUGCGAUUCACUAAGAAAGGACCUCGAGGCGGCGCAUCAACGCCACGCGGCAUUGAGUGAUGAACUGACCGAGGCGCACGACGAGCGCCUCGCGGUCGAGGCGGGCCGAUUGAGCGCGGCCGAGGCCCGCACCGAGCAGUUGGAAGCGCGGCACACGACCCGUAUGGACGAGCGGGAGGCGGCUCUAGAAGCUUCACUGCAUGCGCGCGCGGCGGAUGAUGAUAGAAGGCGCGCGGCCGAGGUCAGACAAAGGAGCGACCUGGAACGGGCACUCAAUGCGGAACUAAUAAAAGAGCGACGAGAGGCCGACGACCGCUUCGCGCACGCGGCCGCGGCCGGCGCCGUCGCGUUCUCGGCUAUCGAACAGCGGGCGGCCUCGAGUGAUGCGGCCCUUAUGGAAGCGCGGAGCCGCGACGCGAGCGCGCGCCAGCAGCUCGCGGAGCUGAAACGGGCCUACGCGGCGCUCGCGGCGCGCGAGGCCGACACGGAGGCGCGCGCGACGCAAGGCGCCGCGCGCGAGGCCGCGCUCCGCGACGCGCUCGCCGAGGUGUCCGAGUUCACGCGGCUCCAGAAGGCGGCGCUGGUGGACGCGACGGCGGCCUCCCAGCGGGCCGAGGCCGCGCGGCAUGAGGCCGUGACGGCAUUACGCCGCGACCGCGCCGCGUUCCGACAGCGGCUGGACGCGGCGGAGGCGGAGGCGGCUUCGCUGAAUGCGCGGCGGCGCGACGACGAGGCCGAGCGCGCCCGCUUAGACGCCCUCGUGCACGAGUCCGUCGAAGCCGCCGAGGAGGCGCGGCGUGUUGUGUUAGAGAGGGACGAGAUGGUGCGGGAGGUGCGCGCGUCGCAGGAGGCGGCCGACGCCGCUGCGGCCGCGUCCAGUAACGAGCGGUCGCGCCUUCAUGAAUCAGUAGACGAAUUGCACGAGGAACUGGACAAAGCGCGGCGCGCCGCCGACGACGGCGGCCGCAAGCUCCGACUCUCGAGGGAAGCGGAGCGGCGGCUGCGCGGCGUCGUCGCGGAGCUCAGGGCGCACCCGCGCGACGACCACGAACUCGAAACGGUCGAGGCGCGGCUCGCCGAGCGCGAGCGCGAACUGAAGUACGCGGAGGCGGAGCUCGCGGGCCUUUCUUCCGUGUUCGAAGCCAAGGAGCGGGACCUGCGCGCGGGCCUGGAGGCGGAGCGGCGCCAGCUCGAGGCGCGGGCGCGCGAGGCGGUGGAUACGGCCGAGCAGGCCCAGGCCGACGCUAUUGAUGCGCGGAACUUAGUCGGGGAGUUGCGGGGGCGGCUGCGCGGCGCGCUCGAGAAAACUGCGCCCGCCGCGCCGGAGACGGAGCCCCCACCAGAUCCUCCGAGCGCGUGUCCGUACUAA
Pelagomonas calceolata is the source of this 2247-nucleotide messenger RNA. Lineage: Eukaryota; Pelagophyceae; Pelagomonadales; Pelagomonadaceae. The record is from the annotation of a GenBank genome assembly.